UCUGCUUUCUCCGCGGACGGGAAAUGACUGCAAAGGCGCCGCGAAAACGGUCGCCGCCUCUCCUGCUCCUCGCGGGUGCGAUACUUGGCAUUCCCUCCGAUCCCAAUCGGAACCGGUCGCCGGCAGACGAGCGCUUUCCGACGACGACGCCGCCGCCGCCGCGGCAGCAUCACGCCGCCACCGCACGCGAGAGGACGACAUGGUGAACCUCGUCGGCGCCAGCCUCACCGGCUGGCUGCUGGUCUCCUCCGCCGGCUUGGUGAUGUGCCUGGAGCCCGGGCUGUCGGGAGGCCUGUGUGAGGGCCGGCCGGACUCGGUGUUCGCCGACAGCGACGGCCAUGGCUUCGUGGCGUGCCGAGGAGGCGCGGCGCACCGGCUGCGUUGCCCGCCGCGACAGCAGUUCCACGCGGGCUACUGCCGCCGACCCAGGGCGGACGUGGAGGCCCAGAGGUGCUCCGAGCCGGACGGCGUCUAUCCGGACUACGGCUCCGGAUGUCGCCGCUUCUUCUUCUGCCGGGGUGGCCGAAAGACGUCCCUCACCUGUCCGGACUCGCUUCUCUUCGACUGGCGGCUGGGCCGCUGCCGUCAGGCCGCGAAAGUGGCCUGCCCCAAACUGCGCUGCGACGCGGACGGCGUGUUCGCUGACCGCGUGGGCGGAUGCAGGCGGUACUUCCGGUGCCAGGAUGGAGAAAGGGAGGAAGCACUCUGCCCACAGGGUCAGCUGUUCGGAGCAGGUCGCUGCCAGAACUCGACGAGCGUCGAGUGCGAGGGUGACAACGGGUGCGCCAGUCUGCCGGACGCCUUCUAUCCGGCUCCGGGCUGCUCCCAGUUCGUGCUCUGCGUGGCCGGCAACGUGCGGGAGUUCUCGUGCCCCUCCGACCUCAUCUUCAGCCGCAAGCAGCUCGCCUGCGACUACCCCCGCAAGGCAACCUGCGAGGUGCCGGACGUAACCUGCCCCCCUGGGUCGAACGGCCUGUUCCCGCUGACCGGAUGCCGAGAGUUUGCCGUCUGCCGGGACGGCGUCCUGCUCAAAGUGGGCAGCUGUCCCAAGGCCACAGCCUUUGACGCCAAUAGGCUGUCCUGCCGCCCCAUUGGGGAUGUCAAGUGCACAUUCGCCGAGGAGUACGCGGACGCGGAGUGCGUGGGUCGUCCCGAUGGUGUCUACCCGGGCACAACAGCAGAUACCUUCUACGCAUGCCUCGGACACGUCAAGGUGGCCACAUCGUCUUGCCCCGAGGGAUCCGUCUUUGACCCCACCGUUCACGGCUGUCAGACGACGGGCCCUGUAGCGGCCAACGACGGCGUCUCGUACGGGCAGUACGAGUGCGAGGGCCGCAUCGGUGUCUUCCCCGACUACAGGACCUCGUGCUACAGCUACCGCAUAUGCGCCGAUGGCCUGGAAGUUGUCCAGGACUGCGGCGGCGGCCUAAGCUUCGACACCGAGUUCGGUCGCUGCGUUGAAGACGCGUCCACACCAUGCCGUCCUCCACGGGUCGUCGGUACCUUCAAGUGCCCCGAGGGCUCGCCGGGACUCUUCGUGGACGAGAGCAGCGGCUGCAGAUUCUGGCACGAAUGCGUUGGCUCAGAGGGUGUCUCGUACGCCUGCCCCAGAGGUCACUCGUUCGACCCUGAGAGGAUGAUUUGCCGCCCUACACUCGGCUGCACCGAGGCCGUGCUGAGGCCACGGGCCUCCAUAUCAGUGACCGGACUCGUCGUACGGCUGAAUGACACAGACUUCGAUGUCGACUGCGGAGACGUUGCCGAAGUGUUGCCGUCCAUUGACCGUCAGGACUUCCACGUGUGCGCUCCCGCCGGAGCCUUCAAUUUCCGUUGUCCCGGCGGCACAGUCUUCGACCCUGAAAGAAACGCUUGCGACAUUGACCGUGGCACUGACGUGACCGAUUUGGCACUCCCAGGAAAUGCCGACGACGACUUCACGUGUGACGGUAGACGCGACGGCUUGCACCCUGACGAGACCAUGGGACACGACUGCGCUAGGUAUUACUCGUGCGAAGGUGGUCGAAAAAGGAUCAUGUUGUGCCCUACAGGUACGAGGUUCAACCCGGUGCUUCUCCUUUGCUCGAGCUCGGUCCUGUGUCACGUGGAUCGGCAUUUCUCAGCAACGCAGCCGCCCGCCCCAUCGGACGCCCCGGUUUCCACAACACAACCCAGUACAACACCGGGUACGCCCACAUCCACGGUGGCACCCACCCGCCGAACGACACCGGCGUACACGGUCGAGUUAACGAUGCCAGCGCCUGCCGCUGUAACUGAACGAGCGUCGGAUAGGGGAAGCGCUCGUACGGCUACUAGAGGAACUACAUGGGCGCCAUCCUGGCAGGGCAGUUGGGCUGCGACGAGAGCGCCUGCGCGCUCGACUACGCCGGCGCCCGCGGAAUUUACAACGCGAGUUACUACGGCACGACCUACAACAUCGACAACUACUGAGGCUACGACGACGACGACGACAACAACAACGACGACCACAACGACGAUGACGACACCAGCCCCUACGCCUGCAAUACAGCCGGAAUUGCAGCAAGAUUAUGAAGAUUACUAUACAGAAUUUUUGCCAGAAAAUGCCGCAGAAGUAACACCCGGUGGCGCGAGACAAACUCCACCGGUGACUACGCCGAAAAGCGCUCCAGAGCCAGUCGUAGGUUUAGUUCCAAGAAAAAUUCCAGAGGGUGUCCCCCUGCCUCGACUGGAAGAUACGCUAGUAACUGCGCCUCCAUUCACCAAGGAUUACGUGACAGAAGCGACACCAAGAAAUGUUCCAAAACAGGUACAGUGCCUACGGUCACUACACCGCAGAAUAUAAAGGAGCUUUCGCCAGAAACUACACCGUCGACAACUCGGGCCAGCACUACGGUAACUACUCAGAGAAGCACGCCAGAGUAUGUCCCCGAAUACGAAACAGACUACUAUUCGGAGUUUGCGCCCGAAACAACUGCGAGAUUCACCACAGAAACGACGCGGCCUACCACUGAAGCGACAACUGAAAGAACUACAACACGCCAAACAACGCCUGUAUUUUCGCGCAUA
This is a messenger RNA of Rhipicephalus sanguineus (brown dog tick), 3045 nucleotides long. Its product is annotated as chondroitin proteoglycan-2. The coding region runs from base 200 to 2821 and encodes 873 amino acids. The record is from RefSeq and is a predicted model, not a curated record. NCBI's taxonomy places the organism in Eukaryota, Metazoa, Arthropoda, Arachnida, Ixodida, Ixodidae. The transcript is spliced from 8 exons. Gene Ontology annotation, molecular function: chitin binding. Gene Ontology annotation, cellular component: extracellular region.